AUGCCGCGGAAGAAGAAAAGCGGACAGAGCCCCGCCAGGGUACCCGGACUGUCAAACGAGGGCGGCGUGGCUAGCAGCGAGCACACGGGCCACCCAGCGCAGGGCUACGACGGUGCCAUGGCGAGUAACGUACCCCCCGCUAGCUCGCUGCCAUGCCAGGACAGGGAGACCGUUGUGAAAAACAUGCGGGAGGUGUUCUCGCACUUGGACACCGAAGUCAUUCGCAUGGUGCUCUCCGAGUGUGACUUCAAAGUUGAAAAUGCCAUGGAUUCUCUUUUGGAACUCUCUGUGGCUGCCGAGGUCACUGCCCCGCUUCCUCCCCACGUGUCUGGCUUUGAGGUUACUGCUGCAGCCCUCCUAAAUCCCCACCAUGCUGAACCGAGCCCAGACCUGAGCCACUCUAAAUCGUCACAGCAACCCCCCUCCCCACCUUUGACAGGAGAGUAUGACUUUCUGAUUGACCGAGAGCUGGAAACGCUGACCAAACAACCAGAAGUUAAGGAGGAAUUGAUGAGUUGUCAGGGUUUUUCCGCUGCUGGCCCCUUGUCAUCAUUUCCUUUGCCUCCAAUACCACCAUCAGCCCUCCCAGAGCUGCUUCAGUCCAGCCUAGAGCCCAGCGGUAGAGGGUCAAGCCCAGAAGAUGUGGCCACAGUGGAGCACACACGUGCCACAACCUCUCGAAUUGACCAGCUCAACUUAUGCGGAAUAGAAGAAGACAAGGGGCAGCAACCAGUUCUGGAUUUUAGCUAUCUGACUUCAGAAACAUCUUCUGGGAAACUCAACCCUUUGCAGGACCUUGGACCCUUGAGGCAUCCUUCAGCGUUCCAGGUUUAUAAAAAACACGAGUUGCCACACAUGUUUUCAGAGAGCGAUACGGUCUUACCAUCAGGAGGGGUAGUCGGAGGUGCAGGAGCAAAUGCAAAUACUGUGAGUGGGGGGCCACUAGGCAACAUGCCACUGCCCUGGAACCCUGAGGCACCAACAUUUACUCCCCGUGCUCAUGGAAACCAGGGACCAGCAUUCAUCACCCCUGUGGCUCUGUCCCCUUCCCCCUGGAGCUCUCAAGGUAAGGCUGCCUGUCACUGGCUGAGGCAGGGAACUGUCAGUAAGGCACCCAUUAAACCAUCUGCCACUGUUCCUAAGUCUUGGGCCCUGCCUGCUGCUUCCCGGGGCCCCGCCCCCCACACAAGGCUCCGUUUGGAAGGAAAGGUCCUUGUGCUUCUACGCGGUGCACCGGGAUCCGGCAAGUCAACCUUGGCCAGGGCCAUGUUGGAGCAUAACCCAGGCGGUGUGGCACUGAGCACUGAUGACUAUUUCAUUCGCCAUGGAAAAUAUCACUUUGAUCCUUAUACUCUGGGGGAGGCUCACGAGUGGAACCAUAGGAGGGCCACGGAGGCUUUUGAAAGUGGUGCUAACCCCAUCAUAAUUGACAAUACCCACAUGCAGGCCUGGGAGAUGAGACCCUAUGUGGCCCAGGCUUUGAAACACGAGUACAAGGUGCUUUUCCGAGAGCCUGACACUUGGUGGAAGAACAAGCCCAGAGAACUGCAUAGACGCACCAAGCAUGGCGUGUCGAUGGAAAGUAUCCGGCGUAUGCUGGAAAGGUAUGAGCGUUUUGUCUCGGUCCAGUCCAUCAUGUGUUCACAGCUGCCUGAGCACAAACGGACCCUCCACCAGGAGAGUGGACCCUCACAGUCAGUGUCUUCUGACACAGCUCACCCUGACCUGGUAGGAGAGCCAGAAUUGACACAGGCAUCUGAAAAGUCCCGCCCUCAGCUGUUUUCCUCUCUUCCUGAUGUGUCAUCCAUCGGGUGCUCUGCUGAGGUUAGAAUCCCGGAACACAGCAGCCAAAACUCAUCUGAAUCUGUCAAUCUCCUUUCCACUGAAAACCCCAAAAUCCCAGAUAAGGAUUAUGACAUGGAUCUGGGGGAGCUGGAUUUGGAACUGGAUGACCAGUCAGGAUUGGUCUCUCAAAGUGGAGAUCAGGGCAUUCCUGACUGUGUCAUGGAGUCUGUGCUGAGUGAAGAUGACCAUCGUGAAGAAUUGCCUAUGGCUUUCUCAGAAUCGAUUGGACAAAGGGUGAGAAGAGGGCGGCAAAGCAAGUCGGAUGUUGAUAGGCUGGAACCUGCUGAUCUGGUCAAAGAUACUAACCAGUCGGGGAAACAGGCAGAGGAUGUAGAGAAGACAGAGGGGUUGGAGGUUGGGGGAUCAGCUGGGGCUGAGGUGGCCUGGGACAGUGGGGCGAGAGGAAGGCCAGAGCUAUUGGAUUUUAUUGGGGACUGGCCUUCUAAGGCAGGACUGGAACAGCGAUGGAUGAGAAAUAAGGAGGGGGAAGCAGGGCUGACCGAGGAGGCAGAUUAUUAUGGCAAUAAAAAUAAGGCAGAGCCGGGACCUGAUGUAACAGAAUUCCAGAAGCUUCUUUAUCUUAUUCAGACAGGUGUAGGGUCCGUUGACAUUGAUUCCUCUCCUGGCUCAACCCUAUCCCUGAGCUCUGGAGAGGAAUCUGAGAGAGAAGGGGAGGCAGGGGGUGUGUCCCAGCAGUCCCAUUGCAAGGAAUUGGACAGUGAAGGGAGAGACAAGGAUAUGAGUGGCAGUGACAGUGGUAAAGCUGAAUUACCAGAUUGUGUGUUAGACUGGAAAGUAGUUGGUUCUUUAGUAGAGAGCAAACUCCCUCACAAAACAUUUGAAGUUGGCGAAGAAAAAAUAAAAAAUACUGAAACAUGCACUAGAGGGGGAGGUGAUCACAUGUUGGAGGGUCAUAUUGAAACAGGUUUUGUGAGUUUAAAGUCUAAGAACCUCAGUGAUAAUCAGUCUUCUCUAAGUGGUGAUUUGCUUUUUAUCUCAGACACUGUUGACAUACAUGUUACCCGUGAUAGAGAGGAAAGUCACAGUAUUGAAAGCGAUGUCAGCACAGAGGCUGAUACUGGUUAUGCUGAUAAGGGCAAUGAGAACUGCACAGAAUGUGGCUCUUUCAUGGAGAUCAGUGCUAAAAAUAAUGGCAGCUUAUUGGGUGAGGUCAGCCAGAGUCCCAUCUCUAGUGGCAGUGUCAGAGUAGAAAGUAGCCCUUUAAGUGGCAGGAAUCAGGAAAGAAAGCAGCGCCAGGGCCGCAAGUCAGGAAAACAGUGCAAGUUAGCGCUGACAUUCACUCAAAACUGCCCUACUUCCUCACCAAGAGCCCCUGAGGAAAGCACCCAUACCAUGCCUCAAAACCUUAACAGCAGUCCUAAUAGCACUGAACCAGAUAUUUCAGAUGACCUAUCUAAUCCUGACUGUCACCUCACUCUUGAUCUCAAACCCAGCCUUGACAUGAACCCUGAACCCAGCCCUAAACACAACAAUGAGUCAGAAGAACUACAACUCCAUUCUACCCUUACAUCAGUGGUGGACACUGGGUGCCCAACGCAGACAUAUCCUCAAGACUUUGCCUUUGUUUGGCGCCUUAAUCAUCACAGCAAUCCUAAUGACCCACUUUUCACUGUGGGCAACCACCCCUGUGGCAUCACUGUCUUGUCUGGUGAUGCUUCCUGCUUCCACCCUGAGUCAUCCCACACUGCUUGUGCCGCAGUUGCAGUUACCCAAUCAAGCCAAAAUGAGGUACCUUAUCGUGUGGUUCAUGAGAAAGGCACCCAGGUCGAGGAGAAAGAUCUCAGCGGUCCCAGAAGCCGACUGGAGAGCCUCCGUAUUCUCAGCCGUCAUUUUAAAUUGGUGAGUUUUGAUACAUUGGAAGACCUUUAUGACAAAUGCCAUCAGGAUUUGGAAUGGACUACCAACCUGCUACUGGACUCAGGAGAGAAGUUCUUCAGGGAUGAGGAUGAAGAGGAGGAGGAGGAUGGUACCUGGGAUGGGGGUAAUCACAAUACAUCAGCUCUGUGUGAAGCUUUAGGCAUUGGCUUAGAUGUAGGAUUGCACUCUUGCGUGGUAGAUGAGUCUCACCCUAAAGACUUGCCAGGGCCAGCAGGUGGUGUGGAGGUGAGUCAGGAAGUUUCAUGUCAGGGUGCUUCUGAUGGAAUAGAUAAUAAAUCAGAUGAGAGCUCCAAUACAGAACUUGGAUUAGCAGGGGAAACAAGGGAGGACAAGGUAGUGUCUGGGACUCCUGCAGUAACCGAGCAAAGCUCAGGAAGUUCUUGUAGAGGGACUCUUUCUCAUAUUAUAUCCACAAACAAGGACCAACCUAAUGAAAGCUCACACAUAGUAAAAUCUCCACAAACACUACUCGGGCUGCUGUGCACAGACAAAGAAGAGGGAUGUGAGAAAAUCGAACUGGAAAUGACAUCAGAGACUUAUGGCCAAGAUUUGGAGCUAGAAGGUGGCGCCUGGAGUGGAAGCAUGGAAGAUGGAGGAAUUUUUGAGGCGUCAAAGGAUGAGCGUGUGCGAGAAGAGAUGUCUAGUAUGGAUGAGGUUACCUUGUCACUUAUGGCAGAGCUGAAGGAAAUUGAGAUGAGAGAGAAAAAACAGAAAAAGGUGGAGGCGAAAGAGAGAAGAGACUGGGAGGAGAGAAGGAAGAGACACCUGAACAUUCAGAGUUUAGAGCUGAAGCUGCCAACUGAGCUGGCAUUACAACUGACUGAACUGUUUGGUCCUGUGGGAAUAGACCUAGGUACAUGCUCCAGUGAUGAUUACGCAGUGCAGAUGGACCUAAAUCUGGCUAAACUGCUUUACCAAAAGUGGAAAGAUACAAUCCAGGAAGGGCAGAGACAAGCAGCUCUCUCUUACCACUUGCUUCAGGAAAGUUCAGUCCACUGGGGUGAAUCACAGGCAGCCAAAACUGCUCCCAGGGAGGAGACACAGCCACCACACUUUCUGAUUGGUGCAGAUGGUUAUUCUUCACUUGGCAGCCAACCAGUUGCCCGGGAUGAGCUGCCGUUCAUGGACCACUGGAAUGUUUCCCGCCCCCAUGUCUCCCUCAGGGAUAUAAUGACAGAGGAACGGGCCCGACAGAGGGACAUGGAGAAGACCAGACAAAGUCACGCAGACCUGGACAGGCGAGAUGGGGCCACUUUGCUAAAAGAGAAACAGCUCUACUCCCUCUUCCCUGCUGUCGACAAGGACUUCCUGCAGGACAUCUUCAGAGACCACAAUUAUUGCUUGGUGCAGACCAAGCAGUUCCUCAACUCACUACUAAAUGAAGAGCCCGUCAAGACCGUUGUGGCCCCAGAACAACCCAGAUCUGACCCCCAGAGAACACCAAGCAAGGAGAGACAGAAGGGGCAGAAGAAGGUUACAGAGACAGUGCCUGUGUACCAGGAUAUGGAGUAUCCAGAGUAUGAUGACUUUAGGGCUGAGGCCAGCCUACAGAGGAAGCGACAGGUUGAAAGCUUUGCCAAGGCUGCAGAGGCCUAUCGGCAAGGACGCAAGGAAAUCGCUUCUUUCUACGCACAUCAGGGUCGCCUCCAUCAACAGCAGAUGCGUGAGGCCAAUCAUCGUGCAGCGGCUCAGAUCUUUGAGCGAGUCAACUCACCGCUGCUACCCAGAAAUAUGCUGGACCUUCACGGGCUGCAUGUAGAUGAGGCGUUGGAACACCUGGCCCAGGUCUUACAGGACAAAACCAAUGAGUAUCAGCAGGGUCUGUGUGAACCUCAGCUCUAUGUCAUCACAGGAAGAGGGAACCACAGCCAGGGGGGCGUGGCCCGCAUCCGCCCCGCCGUUAAAGACUACCUCACCAGCAAACACUAUAGGUUCACUGAGCCACAGCCAGGUCUAAUGUUGGUUUCUCUGAAGUGAAUGGAACAUAAUGGAGCAGAUGGAACCUUCUCAAAGUUUUUAUGGAGGGCAGCCGCCCCCCUCUCUGUGCCUCUGACAAAUGCUUGUCCUCUGGUCAUCUAGGCCCUCAGACGUCUCUCUCACUGUCCCUUUUUCACUGGUCUCACCAUGUAUUCUCUCUCUCUCUCUCUCUCUCUCUCUCUCUCUCUCUCUCUCUCUCUCUCUCUCUCUCUCUCUCUCUCUGUGUAUGUGUGUGUGGAGGAGGACUUAAUAGUGGCAGCCCUACUCUCUGCCCUUCAGACCAUAUACAAACUCAAAUCUCAACAUUCUGAUUCAGUCUCUCUCUCCC
This is a messenger RNA of Lampris incognitus (smalleye Pacific opah), 6049 nucleotides long. It is a transcript of the gene n4bp2, whose product is annotated as NEDD4 binding protein 2. Gene Ontology annotation, molecular function: ubiquitin binding. The record is from RefSeq and is a predicted model, not a curated record. The coding region runs from base 1 to 5721 and encodes 1906 amino acids. The transcript has 16 exons. NCBI's taxonomy places the organism in Eukaryota, Metazoa, Chordata, Actinopteri, Lampriformes, Lampridae.